Molecule: messenger RNA, 1548 nt
Organism: Peronospora belbahrii
Lineage: Eukaryota; Oomycota; Peronosporomycetes; Peronosporales; Peronosporaceae
Source: the annotation of a GenBank genome assembly
AUGACGUUGUCCACAUCUGGUUCAAAUGUUAUGCACUCGUCAACGUCAAAGAUGGAGCUUCGAAGCAGUGAAGUAAGUAGAUCAAAAGUAACACCAAGUAAGAAUCAUGGUGGAAUGGGUAUUCCUGUCCUACGAAGCAGUCGAACGACUAAAGUGAGUUCAAACUCGAGUAUCAGUGGGUUUUCAACGAGUAUCAGUGGCCGUAGUGCUUAUGAUGAAAGUAAUGAUACCGGAGGAGCUCAGAGCACACCAUAUGAACAAUGGAGACGACUGAGAAGAGCACGAACUGCUAGUGGCAAUAGUUGUGCGAGCACGAGCAGCACGAGCAGCUUUGCAUCGUACGUGAUAAAUCCCAAUACAGGACGAUACAACUUUGGACUAGGCAGUGAUGACGAUGAUGACGAAGAUUUGGACAACAUUAUGGAUGUUGAAGAGGUGAAAGAUAGACAAGAAGGACUGCCAUCAGUGUUACAACAUAUCAUCGCACCAUCACUGCCGCCGCCACCUUAUCCGGUAGACCCGUACCAUUUUUACUGCAAGUCAAAGAAACUACACGCUAGUGUUGGUACUGCUGCUGCCGACGUCACGUCGACGCUUGCAGCAUUGUUUGCAGAGUGCGGUAUUGAAGCUAUUUUUCACCCGCUGAAGUGCAAAUUCAAGUGCCUUAAGUAUGUGCAUUACAGCCAUGUCGAGUUUGUUGUGCGAGUCUACGCACACCAGCGCACGCUUCUUGUGGAGUUCCAGCGCCGCAGCGGAAGUGUGUUGCUAUGGGAUGGAUUGUAUCGCAUUCUUCACCAAAAGCUUGCUUUCAUUAUCGAUACCUCUGCGUUGCCAUGUUCCCAGAGUAGCGGUCAAAAACGUGUCGCGAGGAACAGUGCUGUUUUGGCUACAGGAAAGCGCGCUUUCGAAUCAGACCGACGUGAUCAUAUGCCUACCUUGAGACCAGACCGCGAAAGUCUUGGGACGCAGAUUUGGCGAACACUGUCACUAAAGCAACCAACGCCCAGCUCAGGUGUUGAAGCGAUGAAGAUAAUGCUGACAUCUCGGUACCUGGACGCAAUGCGUGAAGGAUGUACUGGCCUUGCGGAGCUUACAGAGGACGUUCAGAACUCCUGUCUUGUGGCCCGUGCCGAUCUUGUGAUGCCACUAAUGGAAGCGGCCGAAGCUACAGACCUUAGUAUGUCGCGCUGCGCUAUUGGCACUUUGGCAAACAUUGCUCUUGCUGUGCCACGAUUUCCAGAAAACGAACUGGCACUAGCACGACGAACAGCGGAGCAGCUUCGAAUGAAAGCCACGCCGGUGGUGUUGGCGCAACUUGAGCAUUCAAAUGAGCGAUCUCUUUUUUCCAUUGAACUACUUCGGGAAUGCGCUCGAGCACUUGGCGCAUUUGCCGGACUAGUGGCGGAGGUGGAUCCGAGGUUACUAGCUGCCUCCAGUGUAAACGAUGAACGGUGCAUGCGCAUUCUUCGUUUGUACGCGAAACAUCGUGACACGCAGCUCGCCUCUAACUGUCGUGCUGCUUUGGAGCAGCUAUGCCUGGGCAUGUAG